Molecule: messenger RNA, 3439 nt
Organism: Manduca sexta (tobacco hornworm)
Lineage: Eukaryota; Metazoa; Arthropoda; Insecta; Lepidoptera; Sphingidae
Exons: 8
Coding region: 217-1476 (419 amino acids)
Biological process (GO): synapse organization
Cellular component (GO): neuron projection membrane
Source: RefSeq, a predicted model, not a curated record
CGCUCGCUCAGUACCACGCAGCCUCUUGUGGCGUACACAUCGGAGCGUUGUACGCCCUAUAUCGAUACGUUCUUACACGAAUAAUUUUCGUAUGGAGUGCAGUGUGUGUUCAGAAUAGUGCGCUUGUUUUAUGAACGAAUGCUUUUCGGACUUUUGAUCAUGUCCUAAAAAUGUGAGCGGCGAGGGUCAUGUGUCAUCGCCUGUGAUGUCUCUAAUAUGCAGUGGGGCGGCCUCUACUUCGUGUGUUUAGCAUUGUGUUGUUUGCAUACUGCAUCAGAGCCAUUGCGCUUCCCAGAAGACUACCAAACAAAUGUACGACACAGAAGAGACGAGAAGGACAGCCUCGCGCUGUCCAGGGAAAUAUUCAAGAACAUCACGAAGCAACUCCGAGAGAACAUCAAGCGCGAAGGCGCCACCGACAGGAACGAUCAUUUAUUACAGAGCAAGGUAGAAGAAUCGCGACCUUACGUGCCGUACCAAAGUUAUCUUGACCAUCACCACGAGCACCACUGGGGCCCGUACUUCGAAGAAGAUGCAUUCACCCAAGUUACAGCGCACGUCGGAGCGGAGGCAUUGUUGAAUUGCCGAGUUGUGAUGCUGAAAGAUAAAACGGUGAUGUGGAUGCGAAACACCACAGAAUCAGCCCAAAUACUACUCACAGUUGGUCCAGAGAGACACACGGGUGACAGUCGGAUUACCAUGAAGUUCCAGUAUCCGAACAACUGGAGACUGAGCAUGAACCCUGUGAAGAGAUCCGACGCCGGCCAUUACAUGUGCCAAAUAUCUACUCACCCACCUAGAACUGUUUUUACAAAUUUAACUGUAUUGCCUCCCGUAAUUACCAUAAACGGUGACCAAAGCCAUGAUAUGAAAGACAGAUUCUACAAAGCGGGAAGUGCAAUAAAAUUAUCCUGUAUCAUAUCAGAAGAAUAUGCUUCAACUCUAUCCACUAAAGCCCCAAUAACCACACCGGCUCCCACCACAACCCCAGCAACCACAACUACAGAACUCACUACAAAAAUGAGUACGUUAUUCAAUAGAAUAGAUAUAAUGAUGAAUAAAAGUUGGAGUGUAGAGACUACAACGCUCACUUCGACUGUUAGUAUAAGUACUACAACUUCGAAGCCUAAAGCUAAGACUACAACUGAAUUAACUACAGUGAUGCCGACCACGCCACCGGUCGAAAAUAAUAUUUAUGGAAUAAUGUGGAAGAAGCAGGGGAAGGAUUUUUUUGAUAACGUUACUUUUCGCAAUUUGAGCGCGACCAUCAGCGUGUCGUCGGCGUCGCAGAACGACAGCGGCACUUACACCUGCCACCUGCAGAAUCAUUCUCAGGUCACGAUCAACGUGCAUGUGUUGAUUGGCGAGAACCAAGCUGCUGUGCACCACGACACAUGGAACAAAGGGACACUUUUCUGGCAACCGCAGGCAUUUAUUUUAAUAUCUAUAGCCGCUAUCAUUUUGUUUUAUCCUUGAAUAUUGUAAUAUAGUACGCGCAUUAGGUUUUUGAAAGGAACACUAAAAAUAAUCAAAGUCGAGGGAUAAUCAUCUGUCGUCGCUCAAUAUACUAUGUAAACACCACUCCAUUUACCAUCAGGUGCAUAAGGUUCACUUUUCCGUGUCUGUGUAGCAAACGAACUUGCUAUAUAUAUGAAUGCAUUACGAAUUGUGUAUGUAAUGUGAUUUUCCUUAUUUUUUUAUACGUACGAGUAAAAAAUAUCACACGUAUAAAACACGUAUAAAAGGGACACAAACGUGAUGGGACGUGGUCUUUAUUAACAGCGCGCGUCAAAUAACAUCCGGUACAACGUUUGCCGGUCAUAAUAUAACCUAUAUUUUUCUUGUUAUGGAAAUUUCAGAAUAAGAAAAAUCUGUUUAUAUUAUACAAUAUGUAAUGUAUAUAGGGCAGGCUUCAUCAUCAUCAGCUCGUUGUAGUCCACUGCUGGACGUAAACCUCUCCCAAGGUAUGCCAUAGAACCCGGUCUGCUGCUUUAUGCUUCGUUACCGACCCUUUUGUGUAAGUCGUCUCGCCAUCUGACCAGAGGGCAGGCUUAAGGCUGUUUUAAACGACGACAUUCAGACACGAGAAGAACGAUGCUGAAGACAAAUAUUUUAGUAUCGUAAAUUUUUUAGUGUCCUUGAAAUUUCUAAAUUGUUACGUAAAUUAAAGAAAACAUCACUGCGUAAUUAGUCCCGUGUAUUUGAAUCACGGUUAUAUUUUUUACGAUAAAUCUACAUACCAUCAAAAUUUUCCCAUAAGUAGACAUUAGGGCUUCAAGCGAAUUUGACCUUUAAAAACAUUGUGCGCGUUCUGUAACAAAUACAAUACUUCCGUACUUGUAAGCCUGCGGAAUUGAUUCCUUUUGGUGUCGGCUUAGGACGAGUUUAUACAUAGAGCAAACCUUGAGACAUUCGACCAUGAAACUUAGGUGUAAUGUAAAUUACGAAUUAAUCCGUGCAUGACAUAUAGCUGUAUAUAGGCAUGGAUUUACUAUUUCUAUGAAACUUACUGUGUUUUUUAUGAAACUGUGUUAUAAAGGUUAUUUUUAUGUUGAAUAAAUUUCUUCAUAAAUGGAAAAUAUAUUACUUAUUUAUGUUGAGAAAACUAAGGAUGUAUUUUCUUCUAAAUAAUGUUGUUGAUUUGCUCAAUAGAAAUGUUCGUUUUUAUUUAUGCAUAUAUUGUUUUGCAUAAAAUCUAUAUUAAGGAAUUGGUAGUUAAAUAGUAAUUUCGUUAAUAUGAUCAUAUACUCUUCAUAAAUAAUAUUUAUGUCCUUAAUAAGUCGAAACCUUUCAUAAAAUUAUUCAGUUAUUCAAAAGUUUGUUAGAUCUCAUAAAGAAGAAAUUUUAAGUAAUCUCUUAAAUGUUUUAGUCCAUCUAUACAAUAAUCACAGCAUAAUCUCUGCCAAUAUUAUCGCGUAUAAAGUAUUUUUAGCUUUAAGCUACAUUUACAAUAGUAAUAAGACAUGUAGAAUGUAAAUAAACAAUACCAUUCCAUUAAUCGUUUUACUUUAAAAGUAAUAUAAUCAUUAAAAUAAGGCGUCGCACAGACGAUGCCAACCUUUGUCAAGAAACACUUAACAACUAUAACAUUGUGAGUGACUGAAUUUGCUUGCUUUUAUAGUAGAAUAGUGUUUCUCGGGAAUAGGUUUAAGCGUCUGUGCGGACCCUUAUAGUCGAAUACCCUAAGUCGAUAUUACAAUACAAAAUGUACAGUAAGUGAUUUCUUAUUGUAAGUUUAUAGGUAAUUUCUCUUGUUUGUAAUAUAAAUAGAUGUAAGCUAUAAGGGCGAAGCCAAAUAGCAAUUAAUCUUUUAAGAUAUUUUAUAUGUUGUUGCACAUUUUUGUUAAUAAUACACAAAACUUUCAUCUGUAAACAGACAAAGACUAUGUUAAAUGACUGUAAAACUAAAUAAAGUAAAUAUAAAUAUUAUUAAAACUAA